Molecule: messenger RNA, 9047 nt
Organism: Anolis carolinensis (green anole)
Lineage: Eukaryota; Metazoa; Chordata; Lepidosauria; Squamata; Anolidae
Gene: sstr1
Product: somatostatin receptor 1
Exons: 1
Coding region: 204-1391 (395 amino acids)
Biological process (GO): cellular response to estradiol stimulus; neuropeptide signaling pathway
Cellular component (GO): plasma membrane; neuron projection
Molecular function (GO): neuropeptide binding; somatostatin receptor activity
Source: RefSeq, a predicted model, not a curated record
CUGCUGACGCGCCGCCGCUCGCCUCCUAUGAAUAGCCCUGGCCGGGCGGGAAGCGCGGCAAUGAGCGCCGGCGAGGGGCUCGGGGCGCCGUAGAAGCGCUCGGAGGCGGAGAAGGCGAGGAAGGCGAGGGCUGUGCGCGGCAGAGCCUCGUCCGCUGGCUGGCUGAGGGCGCGGAGGAUGGCCCCUGCUCCAGGGCGGAGGGCAUGGACGCGUCGGCGGGCGGGCGCAACUCCUCGGGCGGCAACGGCACGGCGGGCGGCGGCGGCGAGGGGCCCUCGGUGGUGUCCGGGGUCAGCGCCGGGGUCGGCUCGGUGGUGGGCGGCGCGGGCUCGGCGUCGGAGCCCCAAGGCGGCGGGAGCGCCAUCCUGAUCUCCUUCAUCUACUCGGUGGUGUGCCUGGUGGGCCUGUGCGGGAACUCCAUGGUGAUCUUCGUGAUCCUGCGCUACGCCAAGAUGAAGACGGCCACCAACCUGUACAUCCUGAACCUGGCGCUGGCCGACGAGCUGCUCAUGCUCAGCGUGCCCUUCCUGGUCACCUCGACGCUGCUGCGGCACUGGCCCUUCGGCGCCGCGCUCUGCCGCCUCGUGCUCAGCGUGGACGCCGUCAACAUGUUCACCAGCGUCUACGGGCUGACGGUGCUGAGCGUGGACCGCUACGUGGCCGUGGUGCACCCGCUGAAGGCCUCGCGCUACCGGCGGCCCUCGGUGGCCAAGGCCGUGAACCUGGGCGUGUGGGCGCUGGCGCUGGUGGUCAUCCUGCCCAUCGUGGUCUUCUCGCGCGCCGAGGUCAACAGCGACGGCACGGUGGCCUGCAACGUGAUGAUGCCGGAGCCGCGGCAGCGCUGGCUGGUGGCCUUCGUGUUCUACACCUUCCUGACGGGCUUCCUCCUGCCCGUGGUGGCCAUCAGCCUCUGCUACGUGCUCAUCAUCGCCAAGAUGCGGGUGGUGGCGCUCAAGGCCGGCUGGCAGCAGCGCAAGCGCUCCGAGCGCAAGGUCACGCUCAUGGUGCUGAUGGUGGUGGCCGUCUUCGUGGUCUGCUGGAUGCCCUUCUACGUGGUGCAGCUGGUCAACCUCUUCGUCGAGCCCGCCGACGCCACCAUCAGCCAGCUCUCCGUCAUUCUGGGCUACGCCAACAGCUGCGCCAACCCCAUCCUCUACGGCUUCCUCUCGGACAACUUCAAGCGCUCCUUCCAGAGGCUCCUCUGCCUCGGCUGGAUGGACCACGCCGCCGAGGAGCCCGUCGACUACUACGCCACCGCCCUCAAGAGCCGCGCCGACAGCGCCGAGGAGCUGGGCUUCCCGCCCGGAGACGCCGACGGGGGCAGCGCGGGGGCCUCGGGGGGCAGCGCCUACCGCAACGGCACCUGCGCCUCCCGCAUCACCACCCUCUGAGGCCGGCGGGAAAGAGGGGGCGGAGGACCACGCGGGGCAGGGGAAGGGGUGGGCGCCGGGCGGGGGGGAGGAAGCGCAGGGGCCGAGAAGCCCAGGGAAAGGGGUCUCCUCCCCCUCCCCACCCUCUCCCCUCACCCCCGAAGGCACUUUGGGGACCGCGGAGGCCAUCAAGUCCACACAACGAAAGGGAGUUGAAAGGAAAGCAAACUUAGAGGUCAAGCAAACGGAGGAGGGAAAGAGCUGAGGGGAGACUGAACCACACGAAGCCAAGGGAAAGAAAGGGUCCCUUCCUCCUCCCUCACCCUCGAAGGCACUUUGGGGACCGUCGAGGCCAUCAAGUCCAAACAAGGAAAAGGAUUGUCCAAGACUUUCAUGGCCGGAAUCACUGGGUUGUUGUGAGUCUUCCGGGCUGUAUGGAAGACCCCUCAACCUCUGAGGAUGCCUGCCAUAGAUGUGGGCGAAACGUCAGGAGAGAAUGCUUCUAGAACAUGGUGGCCAUACAGCCCGGAAGACUCACAACAACCCUGAGGAAAAUCCAGAGGUCAACAGGGGCGAACGGAGAGGAGAAAGAAAUGGGGAAAUGUGUUGUCGAAGGCUUUCAUGGCCGGAAUCACUGGGCUGCUGUGAGUUUUCCGGGUUGUAUGGCCAUGUUCCUUUCCCCUCCCCACCCUGUUCCCUCAUCCCCGAAGACACUUUGGGGACCGCUAAGGCCAUCAAGUCCAAACAAGGAAAGGGAGUUGAAAGAAAAGCAAACCUGGAGGUCAACACGGGCAAAAGGAGAGAAUAAAGAGCAGAGGGGAGAGACUGAGCCAGGAAGCCAAGGGAAGGCAAGGAGUCUCUUCCUCCCCUCUCAUUCUCGAAGGCACUUUGUCUAACUUCCCUCAGCAAGCAAACGAGGAAAGGUAGUUGAAAGAAAGCCCAACGCAGAUCAAGGGGAGAGAAAAAGGAGCAGGGGAAGAGACCUGCCCAGGGCACCAAGGAAAAAGGCUCUUCUUUUCUGUUUUGACACUUCAUUGGUCAGAAUAGAUGGGACCACGAUCACAUCCUUUUUCAGCCCUUUGAGUCUCCCAUAAGAGAGGGAAGCGGGGUGUCCUCCUUCUCGCCUCCUCUGCGCCCCUCUCCUUCGCCCUCUAAGGGACUUUGGGGGCCACUAAGGCCAUCAAGUCGAGCUCCCUCAAGAAACAAGGAAAAGGAGGGUUUGAAAAAAAGAGAAAACCUAGAGGGCAGCGCAGGCGAGGAAAGCAGGGUGCGGAGGGAAAGAAAUAGGAGCAUAUUUGCCCACAAAAUAAAGGGAAAGGACUCCUCUCUUUCCCCUUACUUUUCCAUCCGCUUUGAAUCUCCUGUAAGAGAGGCAUGCGGGAGACCAAGACGUAUAACAAUAGGAAUUCUUCUCCUCCGCGUCCCCUUCCCUCGCUUUCCAAGCACCUUGGGGACCACCAAGGACAUCCAAUCGUAACUCUCCCCGGAAAAAGGGGAAAGGGAGUUUAAAAAAACCCAGAAACCAACGCAGGACGAGGGGAGAAGGAGUCCAGAGGGAAGAAAGGGGAGAGGAGAACACUGGGGAGGGAAGAAACUGGUCCACGAAAGGGAGGGAAAGGGAAUAUUUAUCCGCUGCUCCUUCCUUCGCUCUCGAAGACACUUUGGGGACCACUAAGGCCAUCCAGUCCCAGCAAAGGGCGCGAAAACAAGCCCCCAAACACGAAGGGGCCCCGCCGACCCACACAGUGGGGGCCUGCAGACACACUAUCCGCCCCUAAUGUGAGGGGUCUCCACUGGGUGUCGGUCAGGCCCCUUGGUGCUUUGGGGUCUUGGUUUUGUGAACUUCCUUCUUUCCCUCCCUCCCUCCCUCCCUCCUGAGUUUGUGCACCCAUCUGUGUGUGGUUUCCCCGUUUGGAGGUUGGAAAGCGCUCUUGACAUGCUCAGGGCGCUUUAAUUGCUUGCCGAGGGCAGGCUUGGGGACAUUCAAAACGGUGGGUGGGGGCGUCGAGUUGCUUUCAGAUCUAUUGCCGAAGGCAUCCCAAGCCUCAGAAAUCACGUUUGACAAAGGAAAAGAAAGCGGACAAUUCGAUAGGCGGUCAGAGAGUCCUUUCCUGCUUCUUCUUCUUCUCUUCCUCGGUCUCUUCCUCUUCUUUCUGCCGCUGGGGACAAACUCGUUCCCAAAACACACCAAGUGACAGGCCCCGGGCUGCACAAAUCGAAGCAGACUCCGCUUCGAAGCAGCUCCAGGAAAACAAGAUCCUUAAAACAUCUCUUUUGAGAGCCUUGAGGAAGUGUGUUGUCGUAGGCUUUCAUGUGCGGAAUCACUGGGUUGCUGUGAGUUUUCCGGGCUGUAUGGCCAUGUUCCAGAAGCAUUCUCUCCCGACGUUUCUCCCACAUCUAGGGCAGGCAUCCUCAGAGGUGUGAGGUCUAUUGGAAACUAGGCAAAGGAGGUUUAUAUAUGUGGAAGGUCCAGGGUGGGAGAAAGAACUCUUGUUAUUUUCCAUUUCAGCAGAAAGGAGGAAAACAUGAAAAUGAACACAAUCUGGCUACCAGUAUUAAAAAGAAAACUCUAAAAUCAGGACAAUCAAGAACAACACUCUGAAAACAGGGGAAUUCCAGACAGGAAACAAUCAGGGCCAGCUAACACCUCCCAACAAAGGAUUCCAUCAGGCAGGAAUCAGGCAGGCUUUGAAGCUACAAGGCGUGAUUCAGGGUGAUUAAUCAGGGUGAUUAAUUGCAGCAUUCAUACAUGUCUCCAACGGACAAGAGUUCUUUCUCCCACCUGGACCUUCCACAGAUAUAUAAAACUCCUUGACCUAGUUUCCAACAAACUUCACAACCACUGAGGAUGCCUGCCAUACCGUAGAUAUGGGAGAUACGUCAGGAGAGAAUGCUUCUGGAACAUAGCCAUACAGCCCGGAAAACUCCCAGGAACCCAGUCCUGAGAAACAUUCAGAGUCAGAGUAAUGGUUUGAGCGGGAAUGUUAGUUUAACAUGGUCUCAAGCCUUGUUUGAUGACGCACAAGUCCUCUUCAGCAGAGAAGGCUAGAGACUUUGUAAAACUACAACUCCUAGGAUUCCACACCAUUGAGCCAUAGCAAUUAAAGUGAUACAAAACUGCUUUGAUUCUAUAGUGUAGAUGCAACCCUAGACAUCACUUUUGAGAACCCUAAGAAACACUAAGAGCCAAUGCGGUGUAGUGGAUUGAACGUUGGACUAUGACCCCUUCCACACAGUUGAAUAUAAUCCCACAUUUUCUGCUUUGAACCGGAAUAUAUGACAGUGUGGAUUCAGAUAACCCAGUUCAAAGCGGAUAUUGUGGGAUUAUCUGCCUUGAUGUGUGUGGAAGGGCCCAGAAUUGACCCUGGAGGCCAAGGUUCGGGCUCUGGCUCUCACUGGGCGACCUUGGCCGAGUCACACUCUCUCAGCCCCAGGGGAUGGCCAAGCUCCUUUGGACCAACCUACCAAGAAAUCCCUGCGAUAGGAUAGGAACAAACCCACACACAACCACGACAAAUGUUGUACCCAGCAUCUCUCAGACACACGCACUCCUCACUCGAGUAGCCCCCAAAUCGCAUUUGGGGCCACCCUUUGUGGCCCCAAAUGCGAUUUUAUUUUCCUUUGGCAUUCAGCAGCAGCGCUGGGGAGAGGAAAGGGAAAUGGCAAUCCAUUUGCCAUAGGAAAGAAAAGCGGUCCGGGAGAAAGAGAGGCGGUGACGUCGUUAUCUCGCAGCAACAGCAGGCUGCUGAUAAGAGCGAGAUAAAUAGCUUGUCGCCCUCCGCUGCCACCCGCUUCCUUUGUGCCUGUCUGUCGAGAGCCAAGCUCUGGCCUCCAGCGCCGUUGGGCCCGGGUUCCUGACCAUCAAGGUGUGCAAAUAACGCAGGUGACGAGAGCCUUGAGGCGAUUGUCCCGGGCAGAGCGGGGUUUGGCCUGAACCAUGCCAGGGGCCGGGUUGGGAGAAGGAAGGAAAACAUUGGUGAGCCUCAAAAGGAUUUGUUGAAAGACUCCCGAAUAACUUGGCUGCAGUCCAGGCAAUAUUUGCUGAUAGUUACCUAGGAGAAACCGGGUUGUUUUUAAGGGAGCCCUCCCCACUUCUUAUGGAAGAUUACAAUUCUUAUUGCAAUCAGAGCCUGGCAAGGUUACCUUCUGGGGAAACAGUUUCCAGAAUCCCCUUUCCAGUAAUUUUUUCUUAAGGAAGAAGAGUCCAAAGCUAACUUUAAAUUCUACACUGUAGAAUGAAUGCAGUUUGACACCAUUUUAACUGUUCUGGCUCAAUGCUAUGCAAUCCUGGGAGUUGUAGUUUUGUAAGUAUUUCACCUUCUUUACCCAAGAAUGCAAGUGCUUCGCCAAACUGCAACUCCCAGGAUUCCACGGCAUUGAGCCAUGGCAAUUAAAAUGAUGCUAAACUGUAUUAAUUCUACAAUGCAGAUGCCACCAUAGAAGAGAAAACAAUUGCACCAACCCAGAAUUCCCAAGCACUGGACACACCCCAAGGCAUAAUAACACCCAGAAGUACAAAUAUGCUGGUUCCUGGUACUGGAGACUGUGGGUGCAUCUACAUAGUAGAAUGAAUGCAGUUUGAUUCCACUUGAACUGCCAUGGCUUGAUGCUAGGGAAUCCUGGAAAUUGUAGUUUUAUAAGGUUUUUAGCCUCCUCUGUAAAAUACUUAGUACCAAUACCUCACCAGAUUACAACUGCCAGGAUGCCAUAGAGCAUUGAGCCAUGGCACUUCAAGUGGGACCAAAUUGCAAUGAUACCACAGUUUAUUCUGGAAGCUGCAAUCCUCCUCCAAAAUAACCUCCAAGGCUUACAUCUAUGUGCUUAUUAGUAGUAUAUGAUGGAUUGGUAGCAUAGUAUGACACAGGAUGUCCAGUUCGGUCAGAAAUCUUCUCUAGCCCAGAGAUCAUGGAGUGCAUCUACACUGUAGAAAUAAUGCAGUUUGAUACCACUUGAACUACCAUGGCUCAAUGCUAUGUAAUCAUUGGAAGUUGUUGUGUAUAUGGUAUUUUCACUGCCAUUGAGUGAUGGUGCCCACCAAAUUACAAUUCUCACAAUUCCAUAGCAUUGAGCCAUAGCAGUUCAAGUGGUGUCAAACUGCAUUAUUUCUACAGUGUAGAUCAGUGGUUCUCAACCUGGAAUCCCCAGAUGUUUUUGGCCUUCAACACCCAGAAAUCCUAACUGGCUGGAAUUUCUGGGAUUUGUAGGCCAAAAACAUCUGGGACCCCAGGUUGAAAACCACUGGUAUAGAUGACCCCAUGGAAAUCCUACAGGGCAGCCCCUCCCAUACAAAACAAGCUAUAGGGGUCUUGUUCUUUGAUAUGGCCCCAAAAAGCUGCCCCUGGUUGGUAGUAUUUGGCUGUGAAAAUGCCAUGGAAAAGCCCCCAGAUAUCUGUUUGUAGACUUGCCAAAUCCGUUCAGUUUGCAAUGGUACCCAAUGGUAGAAUCAGGCUGCUUAUUUCACUAAGCAGUAAAGAAGAGCUGGAAAACAAGGGAACUACAAAAUUGGGUCAAGCUAAGCGACCUCUUCUGACCAAAAAAUCUGACCAAAAAAUAGUCAAUUUUAUUUUUAAAAACCACAUAAAUAGAUUGUGGAGAAACAAGGAAGGUACUGGGGUGGCAAAAAGAUCAGCCCCAUCCCUUUGUUUUUCAUUACCAAGCAACAUAUGUUUGUGUUUUCUCAACUUUUCUGUCAGCAGCCUCUCUUAAGUUGUAAUACAUUCUCCAAUUGCGUCACUAAGUGUGUUAGAUUUCUUGUUUACAAAAGUAAGAACCAUUAUGUUGUUUGUUUUAUGAAAUAUAUUGUUGUUUCUGUGUUGUGAAAACAUUUAUCUUUGAAAAGGUUAUCUUUCUAAACAGUUUGUGAUGUAUGCCAAGUCUGGGUAGUUAUUCAGAUGUGGGGUAAUUGCAAAAAUUGAAUGAAAGAUUAUUUACAGGUUGCAUUUGCCCAGGGUACUUUCACAGAGGGGAAAUGAAAUGCUUAGAGCUUUUCCUUCUCAUUCCUUCUGCUUCCUGUCUUUUAAAAAGAUUCUUGUACAUUCUUGGGAAAACAGCAAUGUGUUGUUUUAGAAACGAUAAUGGCUAAAGUGCCAAUCUCAAAUUAUUUUGUAAUUGUACGUGUGCAAUCUGAAAAAACAAUGUGUUCUGCCUUUUUGUUUUGAACCAGAUCUACAGUAUGAAUGCAAAACAGAGGCCCCUGUGUUCCAGCUUUGUCCUUGAAAUCGAGCCCAGUUUCUGGAUUAUCAGGGCACUAAGAGGAACUGAAAUAGAGAAAAUAUAUAUACAAAAGUGCUCAGAAAUAUACAUGCAUACAGUUAAAAUGUAUUCUGAAUAAGUGAUUUAAAUAUUGCAACCAUUAUUCUUAUUCCCAAGAUUGUAUCACAAUUGUAUUAAAUUAUACAUUUCAGGUCUAAAGGAAAAUGGGGGGAAUACAGUUUUAACACUGCUCCUUAUUCAGUUUUUCUAAUCCCUAUAUGACAGGCAUGAGCAAACUUCAGCCCUCCAGGUGUUUUGGACUUCAACGUCCACAAUUCCUAACAGCCUACCAGCUGUUAGGAAUUGUGGGAGUUGAAGUCCAAAACACCUGGAAGGCCAAAGUUUGCCCAUGCUUGUUCUAUGAUAUACUCUUCUCAAUAUGCUUACAAAAAUUAAAGGGUUAAAAUCUUCACUUAAAUGGGACAAUAUAUGCACUUCUUGCAGUUUUAUUAGCCAUAUGGCAUCAUUUACCUUCAUGGUGCUUUUCAGGCUGUAUGUGUAUCUAUGAAAUUCCUGCCACUAAUAGCUUCAUUUGAUUGGAUUAUGUCUUUAUGUGUUGCCUGAUUUACUGCAGUGGAAGAGAUCCUAUGAAUUUUUCCUUGGAACUGAGACCCUUUUUAUUGAGGUGCUUACUCCCAUCCAAGUGCCAUAGGUCUGUGUUUCUCCAGGCAAAAUCUGUUGGACUUAUAUGUAUAUUGCUCUGGCUAUAUUGUGUUUGUGCUUUGGUCAGUGAGAAGGUAAGGACUAGAAGAAUAGGGAUAAGAAAUCCAUGUGUGAAGGUGCAGUUUUACAUCUAUUUCAGCUUUGGCUCACUUGGGGUCUACAAACUACUGGUUGGACACCAUUUGGACAAACUCUCACCACACCAUUCUGUACAACUGUUCUACCCAAUGGGCAAAAACCCAUUGCAAAAAAAAGCUGGUAAUGAAGUCUGUGGAACUAAAUGAAAAAGCUUCAGUUUACUUUACAUUACAAUUCCAUAAAUGGCUCAGACGUCCCAUUGAGUUCAAUAGGACCUACUUACAGUUAAGCACAGAUAAGACUGGAGCCUUGGAGAACUAGAUCUUUUUAUCUGACAGUCACCAUGCCUAUAGUCUGCAUUUCAGUUCUUUUACAAUUGUGUGGAUUAUUCAUUUGCAAUUAUUCUGUUACAUUAACUUGAUUGCUCAUUGUACUUUCCCACUCACCAGACUCCACUUCAGUAUCAUUUUUUGACAUUCCUUUGAAAUUGGGAGAAUUGUCGAAUUGUUCAGAACAGACAGAAAUCCAAUUGGGCUACUUGUUAAUUAAGUUACUUUUUACAUUUUUAGAGUGGCAUUUCAAAUUUGGAUCACUGUUUCCUUCAAUCUAGUGCUCUUAUGCUGUCAUUUUCCUCAGCAAUACUGUAAUUCAGUGUUAGCUUAAUAAACAGAUGUAGUAAUCAGG